GCGGCGGGCGCAGCAUGGCGCGGCGGCACUGAGGGAGCAGCGGCCUCCCCGGCCCGGCCUUUGUCUCUCCGGUGUCCCCGGAGCGGAGGAGCCCGCGCGGGGGCCUGCGGCUGAGCCCGGUCCGCCCCGCAGGUGCGGGAGACGCGCACCGGGGUUCGCUACCGGGCGGCGGCGGCGGCGCCCGGAGGAACUUGGCCGAAGUUCGGCUGUGGGCGGGCGGGAGGUUCCCGGUGCCGGGGUGAGCCCGGUGCGCCGCGGGAGCCGCCCGGUCCCCGCCGCCCGGGCGCGGGAUGCGGCUGCCCCGGCGCCGCCGCACCGCGGCCGCCCCCAACUUUCCCCGCUGACGGCGCCCGGGGCCGCGGGCGAUGGUGAGGGCCGUCCGCCCGCCCGCCGCCGCCCGCCGCCGGCCCCAGCGCUCCGCCGCCCGCUGAAGCGGCCGGAGCCGCGCCCGCCGCUGCCCGGGACGAUGGUGCGCUGGGAGGCGGCCGCGCUGCUCGCCGCGCUCGUCGGCGUCUGCGUCUGGACCGACGAGACCGGGAAAGUUAUCUCGGAUCGGUACGCCGUCUACUGGAACCGGAGCAACCCCAGGUUUCACCGCGGGGACUACACGGUGGAAGUGAGCAUCAACGACUACCUGGACAUCUACUGCCCACACUACGAGGAGCCGCUGCCUGAGCGGAUGGAACGCUACAUCCUCUACAUGGUCAACUACGAGGGGCAUGCGUCCUGCGACCACCGGCAGAGAGGCUUCAAGCGCUGGGAGUGCAACCGGCCCGACUCCCCCAACGGGCCCCUCAAGUUUUCGGAGAAGUUCCAGCUCUUCACCCCCUUCUCGCUGGGCUUCGAGUUCAGACCCGGCCAUGAGUAUUACUACAUCUCCGCAUCCCCCCCAAACAUGGUGGACAGGCCCUGCCUGAAGCUGAAGGUUUAUGUUCGGCCAACAAACGAUUCCCUCUACGAGUCCCCGGAGCCCAUUUUCACCAGCAACAACUCCUGCUGCAGCCUCAGGGUCCCGCACACUGUGCUCGUGGUGGUACCCGUCGUCUGGACGCUCCUGGCCUCGUAGCACCGACACUGACGUGCCAGGGAGUGGGCUCUGCAGGGAAGGAGCAGCCCGGGGACGGAUCCUGGCCACCCUGAAUCGCCUUCAAGCCGUGGCUCCUGCGGCAGCAGGACAGUGCCUGGGGAGGUUGCCGGUGUGGAGGGUUGGUGCUGCUGACCAGAAGCUCACCUGGAUCCUGCCGCCGCCUGAAGUCCCCAUCUUCGCACGGCCACCACGCCAGGGCGUAGCAUGGGGGAUGGGGAAGGUCUGCCCGGCAGGAUGGAUCCUGGUGCACGCUGAAAGCUCCCGUCCCUGUGCUGCGGCUCACUCAGCGCCGGCCCUCCCUGUGGGAUGUCGCUUUUUACAUUUCUAGACCAAAUAUAGAGUCCUCGUUAUUUUGUUUUGAGGGGUUUUUGGGGUUGGGGUUUUUUUUGUUUGUUUGUUUUUUAAAGAAAAAAGAUUUUUAUUUUUAUUUGCUGGGUUGUUUCAGUCCAGGCUUCCCCGUAUCAGACUGACCUGCACGGGGCCAGGCUCAGCCCCAUCCCACUGAGCCCCUGGCCACUGUGGCUACAGCACCGUGGCCUUGCCUAGCCAUGGGCAGAGCCACGGGCAGUGCCGGGAUGCUGGGAGAGACGGACGCCAGCGAUGGUGCCGACUGCUCCGUUGUCACAGACUCCUUCCCGCUCUGGCCAUCGCUGCGGCCACAGGACACUGCAGCUGUGCCAGCCCCACCGCGCUUCCCCUGCCCCCCCUGUGCCACGGGGAUGCGGGGCCUGGACAGACACAAGCCCCCGCUGAGCACCCGGCAGGGUGACCCCAUCCCCACCGCUCGUGCCACGGAUGUCACCACUGUCCCCAGGGGACCCUGGGGCAGCUCGGUGAGCAGCAAAGCAACCUGGAGGUACCCGAGGGGAGCAGCGGGGACGGCUGGCAUGGGGGGCACCGGGGGUGCUGGGAGCCGGCGGGCCGGGCUCAUCCAGCAGCUGGGGUCGCUCCGAGGGUUGGGGGCUGGAGCCCCCGUCCCUGGCAGGGCUGAUCUUGCUGGGCAGGAGGAGCGUGCUGGCCCAGCGCUGCCCCUGGGGCAGGUUUUUCCUCCUCCGCAGCCUUCUGCUCUGCACAGCAUCCCCCCCUGAUGCCAUGGGGGGACAAGACCCCCCAUGGGGUGGGCCGGCAGCCGCAUGCAGGACCAUCGCGGCAUUCCCCGUGGUCACCCCUUCAUCCCCUGGCUGCUGCUGGCAUCCCCAGCUGGGGAUGUUCUGGGGUUCUGGGGCUGGGCACGGGGAUUUAUUUUUUUUUUUUUUUCCUUUUCCUUCUUUGCAUUAAUAAGACACCCCCUACCCUGAACCUCCCGAGCUGAGGUUGGCCCUGCCCCCAGGGGUGGCAGGUCCCCACGGAGGGGUCCCCCAGCAGCCCCCAGGGCCCGACCCCUCCUCGCCUUAAAUCGGGGGCUGUCCCACCUAGGGGGGUCCUGUUCCUGUCCUGCAGAGCCCCCCCACGCCCCAGGGGGUCAGUGGUCCCGGGGGAUGACAGCGAUGGGCUCAGGCCAAGCUGAAGCCCCUCCUGUGGGCGCCUUUUCCAAGCGCACCCCAGCCCCUUCCAGCAGUGGGGGGGACACACCAGUGGGGGCUCCGUCCCUGUACAUACAGCGCUAUACUGUGAGCGGUUUUUUUUUAUGUAUUGUUGAGAAUGAAUUUUAUGGAAGGGUUUAUUUUAUUUUAUUUUUUAGACUAGGAAGCUGAAAUCUCGCAAUAAGCUCAUCUCCACCAUCCAAAAAAUACAAAAAAAAAAAAAAAAAAAAUCGCAUUCCCUGCCGUCCUGUCCCUGUCCCCGUGUGUCCAGACCAGGUCGUGGUUCUCGAAGGCGAGCGAAAGCAUCAUGUUUAUCUAGGGGAUGAGGGAGGGCACCCACCGAGCCGGGCGCUGAGCACCCACCGGGCUCUGACAAGGAGCUGGCAGCACCCACCUGCCGUGGUGCUGGCUUGUGGGGGGAGCAGUGAUGGCAAAAACCUGGCCUUUGGUCUGUGUUUUUAUAUAUAUAUAUAAUUAUAUAUAUAAAUAUCUAUAUUGUGUACAGCGACUGUGGGAGAGUGGAAAAGUGAAGUGCGGCAGCAAGGCUGGCAGGGGCCAGCAGCCGCGGCGAGGGGUGGUGGGGGCUGGGGGUGCUUCGCUGUGGCCGGGCUGUGUCCCUUGGGUGCAGCCCAUCAUUGGUGCUGGUUCUGCGUGUUGGUCUCCAUUCCGCCUAGCUUCGUCCUUAGACACGCCGCUUUCGUCCUCGACGUUGUGCUGAUGGUAAACCGGAUCACCGCCCCAUUUGGAUUCUGUAUUUUUUUAUAAUAAAAUAAAAAUAAAUGUCCUGUGAGCUCCUUGCU
Falco peregrinus (peregrine falcon) is the source of this 3410-nucleotide messenger RNA. RefSeq names its product ephrin A2 (gene EFNA2). The transcript has 4 exons. The record is from RefSeq and is a predicted model, not a curated record. Gene Ontology annotation, biological process: ephrin receptor signaling pathway; osteoclast differentiation; axon guidance. Gene Ontology annotation, molecular function: ephrin receptor binding. Gene Ontology annotation, cellular component: plasma membrane. Bases 467 to 1066 code for a protein of 199 amino acids. Lineage: Eukaryota; Metazoa; Chordata; Aves; Falconiformes; Falconidae.